Molecule: messenger RNA, 2654 nt
Organism: Aspergillus nidulans FGSC A4
Lineage: Eukaryota; Fungi; Ascomycota; Eurotiomycetes; Eurotiales; Aspergillaceae
Gene: nsdD
Product: GATA-type sexual development transcription factor NsdD
Exons: 4
Coding region: 1039-2424 (461 amino acids)
Source: RefSeq, a predicted model, not a curated record
CCUCCCUCUCUCUCCCUCCACCUUACUCCCUCUCUCACUUUCCUACCCGUCUCUUUCCCUCCCCCUACCCUACCCUUCGAUAGGGAGAAAGCGGACAAUUACACACCGUCCUAUACUCUGACCCGACAUCUCGACAUUGCUCCCUAAUUUUUGAUCCUCACCCGCCCCUCCUCGAACCUUCACCACUCUGGACGCUGUAUACUACCCCUUUGCAUUAAUCCCGCUCAUAUCCUCUGACAAAAGGGGAUUUGUGUCUUCACAUAUUUGACACAAUACAUUCUUACUUCACCUGCCACCCUCAAAGAGCUCAGCUUCCGGGUCCGACCAGGAACGCCACCCCUUCCACGCGACGCAUUCACCUUUAUCCCUUGCGCCUUCGCCGUGUUUCUUCCGGCCGCAAAUCUCGCACUGUCAAAUCAACCGCCGCGUGAUCCGAGGUGGGAAGUCAGAUUGCUGAUAUUUGUCUCGGCUUGGCCAGAUGGUGGUUCGACUCCCAGACAGCGCCGCCCCGAUCUGAUCUGCUCUGCACGCUGCGGUGCCUCCCGUACUAUUUCUUUUCGACGCUGCCGACCAAGGUAACGGCUUUCAACAACUCCGGUUCCUACAAACCAGAUCGCAGCGUCUGCGGGUUGCCUAGUCUCUGGACGCCACUUUUUCUGUUAGUGUUCGCCAAUCACUGCGCUGACCCAGCGCUCUCUUGGCCGACCCAGAGAAGGACCGAAGAUUCCCUGUGUCCGACAAAGGUUGCGCAUUUCGUCCGAUAUACCCACCACCCCAGACAUAUUGUGUCGGAACCAGUGGCACCGUUUACUUCUCUAAUUUUCUGACUUUAUCUUAAUUUGAUUGGCAUUCGUGCUGUCAGUCAGUGGGUCGGCUAUUCGUCACUCUUGCAUUGUUUCAGGGUUACUCUUCUGCUACGACAACUUUCGAAAUCCUCUUGGAGAUUUGUAGCUCAACACCUGGUUUUUGUGAUACUUGAACCUGUGUAAACGAAGCUGAGCGUCGUUCGUCGCUUGGAACCUUCCGAUUGCCUGCGCUAUGGGAUCACUAGAGGCUGGACAUAGGCAUAGGGAUCAUCUCCCCGCUAUUGGUUUUAUAGGCUCCAGAGGUCCCACCACAUCUCCUGCUCCUCUCGUUAGUCCGACGACGAUGUACCCGAAUAACCCUCUUCCUUAUUCAUACUCGACGACUCCCGCCAACGUUGGGCCUGGGUAUGCUUCGCCGCCGGAGCCCCGGCGCGCGGAGGAUGAAAAAGAAAAGGCACCACGACAGUCGCUCCCAUCUAUACACGAGGCGUUAGGGAAUGAUAAUCCACUACCAUAUCCACCUGCUCCAACAUCAGCAGCUCCUCAACAGCCAAACAGUGCGCCGCCUCCGCAUCACCUCCCGAACUUUGGACGCUCGAGUGCGGAGGGGCCGUCAGGUCCUCCUAACCCGUUCUCCAAUGGAAGCUCCUUCCUCAGGGAGUCAUCAUCAUCUCACCAGCCACAAUUACAGGCGGAACCAUCACGUUCAAGUUUAGCGUCACUGAAUACAACAGAUUCCAGGAACGCUUCACUUCAGUCAAUUAGCUCGGGCAAAUCGCCGACGCAAAGUGCAAGCACUGUUAUGACCUCUGUGUCUGGCUCGCAAACAGGGACAGGUUACGACUACAAUGCUCCUCCGUCAGCGGGCAGUGUUGCGUCGCCAAAUGGAUACAGCGGAUUUUCACAGCCCUUUCCGUUCCAGUCACAGCCCCCACCAGGAGCACCAGUGUAUCCGGCCGCAUCGUACGACUCACGGCCUUACGAAAUGAAGGGUGGGGUUACAGGUUCCUUCGGGCACCAGGGGGAUUCUGCGAAGCGCCAUCUCGAUGUGUAUGACAUUGAAUCGUCUCUGACUGAGAUGGUCGACUUGAACACUCGGGCGCUAGACUUCUCACGGCAUUAUGCAAACAGAGCACACCAGUCUCGCUCCGGUGCUGUAGUCGGAUCAGCUCUGCCCUCGCUCCAUGAGGUGGAAGAGAUGCUCAACAUCCAACGACGGAACCACGACGCUCUGAUGCGCAUAAGAGCCGUGGUUUUCAGCCAGGAACAUGCCAUGGCCGAGCAAGUGGCACAGCGAAAAGCCUUCAAAUUUGGGGGAGCCCACGAUGACGACCACCGUAUGGCAAUGUACCAGGAGGAAUUCAAGAGCAGCGGCGGGUUCGGCCCCGACUCGAAGAAACGACGUGGUAAAGCUGCCCCUCCUGGUCGAUGCCAUAGUUGCAACCGUGCCGAAACGCCAGAAUGGCGCCGCGGCCCCGAUGGCGCGCGGACUCUGUGCAAUGCAUGCGGCUUACACUACGCGAAAUUGACUCGCAAAAUGGGCGCCAAACAGGCGGCAGGGUUGGGGUCGAACCUCAAACCCAAGACACUCGACUCGGUGUCACCGAGGAGUCAUUAACACGCUAGCAUUAUAUAAUUACGAGGCGUUAGAAAAGGGAGUUGGGAUUAGAAGUGUUUGGGCGUUUUGAGAGCUGAUUGUGAAGCUCUAUUGUUUUCAUCGGAUGGGAAUGGCAUGCAAGCUCAUGUUUUCCGUUUGGCUGUUGACUGUGAAAUUACUGCGUAAUACCCCUUGAUGUUGUGGGCAAAGGCAUCCUGAAUAUAGACUUUGUUUCUAUAAUCAUGUAUGCG